UGUUAGACACCGCCCACUCCAAAUUUCAGUGAGAAGGUUUCUCGUUAGACACUGGUUAUGCAACAUCGAUGUUGAAUGCUUUUGUCUAGAUUUAAUGUAAUAAUGAGAAUAUGCGGUGUUAAUUGGUGUGCUAGAAAUGGAUGGACUCAUACUAAAUUUCCUCGACGAGGAAGACUGAAGUUGACUUUGCUGUAUAUGUUUGGACUGUGUUUCUCUAUCAGCCAGACUGUUGAAGAGAUGCUGACACAGGUUGUUGGAGAAUCCAUCACAUUUUCAAAAAAACAAGGUGCCUCGUUAUUAUAUAAUGGUGGUACUAUAGCUGUGGUGGUUAAAGGAAACAUGGACUCAUCCUAUAUAGACAGUUUCAAAGACAGAAUUCAGUGGGACCAACAGACUGGACAGUUCACCAUCAGAGAACUAAAAACCAGUGAUUCAGGGAUCUAUGUUGUGGAUGGAAAGGGAGGUGUCAAGACAACAUAUCAACUCACUGUGUAUGAACCUGUUUCCAGGCCCAUGUUGACAACAGCAGAUAAUCAGAGCUGUUCAGUGGAGUGUUCUCUCAAGAAUGACAGAGAUGUGACCCUUUCCUGGUACAGUGGAGAGGAGAUAUUCAACCAGACCAGCAGCCCUGACCUUUCCAUCAAGCUCUUUCUCCCUCUGGAGGUGGACAAACAGAACAGAAUGUUUUACAUAUGUGAGGCUGCCAACCCUGUUACCAAGGAGAAUGUGAUGUUUUAUGUCCCAGAAUCCUGCAUGGUGACUAACAUGACAGAUCCAUCUGAAGGAGAACAACCUGACAUUGAGUAUGCAGAGAUAUCUUACAUUAUACCAACCAGUAUUCAGGAGAAACAAAUCGAUAUAUCCGAAGUCGAUCUGCCUAGAGAAACCGAAGUGACUGUAUAUGAAAAACUCCAGCUCCAUCGCAUGGCGGACAGCGAUGAUGAAGGAAAGGUGAAACAGAGAAGCCGACAGAUGAUAUAAUUUCAAGUGUUAGUCAUUAACUGAAUAAGGGUCUUGAUGAAAUCCAACUCAAUAGCUGUGCCUUAAUGGGAAAUUACAAGCAGAAAGCUGACACCUCAAUUUUCUUUUAUUGCAUGGCUGACAGUAGACUUUCUCCUGAUCCCGGUGGCAGAGGAAAAAGAAACAAUGUUCAACUUCUGCCUUCCUGCCGCCAGUUUGUGGCCAUUUAGAGAUUCGUCAUGGCCGCAGUGAAAGAUCUGAUUGGUGUUAUAUGAAACCACUUUGGGGUCAUAAAAAGAUGCAAACCAAAAAAGCAGGGAAGGGGAAACAUUUGUACCCAACUUGGAAUGCCUGGUAAAUAGAUGUGUGCCCAUAUAUAGUACUCACCAUUUCGGUAAAAAGAAUAGCGAUAAGACCGCACAGGUGCACCAUUUUGACCACUUGUGGUCUCAUUGCAAUUUAUUUUUCCAGAAAUGGCCAGUGCAAUAUGUAAGAAAUAAGGCAAAAGGGUGUGUGAUAUGUGUCACGAUGGUGUUGUGGUGGAAAGGAGGAACCAGGUGCAGGCAGAGUGGCAGUCGAUGUUGUAAUUUAAUAGAAAAUAAUACAGAGCACUUGAAUCAAAAAAUAAAGACUUAAAACAAAAACCUCACCUCUGACACGAAACAUGCGGCGACACGGAACAAUGACCAAUUAAUGAGAAGAGCAGAGGAACAACAUUUAAACACAUUAAUGACUGAAUUGGGACCUGGGGUGAGUGAAUUUUAGAGACAAGACACAUGACAAGUCCGGGAUGUGUUCGUGGAUGAAAGGAAAUGAGAUGAUGGGAGAUGAUGGGGCUGUCCGUCACCUCACCAUCUCAAUAUGGUCAAUAUACAAUGGUUAAGAGCUGCUCUUAGGCAUGACUCAGCACUAUAACAGAUCAAGAAAGUGUGGAACUGAUAAUGCAACAUUUAUUUAGCUAUUGUUUAUCUUGGCAGUGUGUACUCACCCUAAAUACGGUCAGGUGUAACAGAUUCUAGUCCAUAACAGCUAUGUUAAAAAAAAAAGGCCAUCAAUUUAAGCACUGAAACAUUUCUGAGCAAUAGAGCUUUUAGUUUGAUCUUUAGCAAUCUUGUUCCCAGGUCUGGUAAAAAUCUUCAUUAGCCUUAAACAAUAAAAAAGUACAGAGGACCUUGCGGAAUGGGCUUACUGUAAUUGGGUUAGUCAACCAACCCAUCCAUCUCCCACAACACCUACCCCACGUGUCCUUUCAUGUUUGCGCCAGUAUAGCUUUUUUAUGCUUUUUAGAGAGCAUUGGUCUGAGCCAGUGUUGCCAUAGAUGAGUUUAUACCAAUAGACCAUUAAUUGCAUGUCCAUAUGUUGCUAGCUCAUUCCUAGAACAUAAUUCCUCGCUCCUGCAGGCUCUCCUACUGACAAAUCGAACAAAGAGUGCAACAAAUACAGUGAGUCAUCAAGUUUCAAGCUAAAAUAAAACGGAGAGACGUUUACUUUCAUGACCAACAAUAAUUAAUCACACAUGUCAGAAAGAUUGGAACCAUGUUGAGCGUGAGUGCACCUUGUAUGCUGCUCUGCAUACUCAUUGCACAGUGGUGUUACAUGCGGGUCAGAAGGAAAUACACCAUGUUUAACGUUUUCGGAGCGUUAUUUUUUGCCAUAGUAAUGGGCAGCUAAUAUUUAUGAGAUGCUGGUAGUGAGA
Molecule: messenger RNA, 2656 nt
Organism: Esox lucius (northern pike)
Lineage: Eukaryota; Metazoa; Chordata; Actinopteri; Esociformes; Esocidae
Product: CD48 antigen-like
Exons: 5
Coding region: 76-981 (301 amino acids)
Source: RefSeq, a predicted model, not a curated record